UUUUUAGCAUUUUCUACCGGGGGCACGCUACCCGCCGCGGUCCAGACUCUUGCUUUGUAAACGGGUUUUCUAUGUAUGUGUGUGUAGAUAUACUUUGGACACCUUGCAACGCCUGCGCCUCUCCGACAGGGGCACGGCUUGUUGUUUUGGACAUCCUUCUUCCCUUUCCACUUGGUACUCCGAACGCAGUGUGACCAAAGUCCCCACUGCCCCCUUGGACGCGGAUCGCCUGGGGGUGCAAGUUUGGGAUGCAAGAGUCUAGUUAACAGGAAGGCCUGGGACCGCCCCGCCCCCGCCGCCAGAGGUUGGGGAAGUUUACAUCUGGAUUUUCACACAUUUUGUCGCCACUGCCCAGACUCUUGACUAACCUUGUGGGCGCCGGGUUUUCAGUACUGCAGCCUUCUCAAAUAUUAGCACUGCCUCCCCGCGCCUGCCCUGUCCCUCCAGGCCGCCGAGGUCCUGCCCUGCCCUCGCCCCGGCGGAGCGUGAUCCCGAGGGCGCAGUGGAGCCCGGGGCCUGGGGCCCGCGCUGAGCAGCUAUGGCUGCAGCGAUAGCCAGCUCCUUGAUCCGGCAGAAGCGACAGGCGAGGGAGUCCAACAGCGACCGGGUGUCGGCCUCCAAGCGCCGUUCCAGCCCCAGCAAAGACGGGCGCUCCCUGUGCGAGAGGCACGUCCUCGGGGUAUUCAGCAAAGUGCGCUUCUGCAGCGGCCGCAAGAGGCCAGUGAGGAGGAGACCAGAACCCCAGCUGAAAGGAAUUGUGACAAGGUUAUUCAGCCAGCAGGGAUAUUUCCUGCAGAUGCACCCAGAUGGUACCAUCGAUGGGACCAAGGACGAAAACAGCGACUACACCCUCUUCAAUCUAAUCCCUGUGGGCCUGCGUGUGGUGGCCAUCCAAGGGGUCAAGGCCAGCCUCUAUGUGGCCAUGAAUGGUGAAGGCUAUCUCUACAGCUCAAUGGUCUCAUCAUUUAGAAUCAGAUGGAAGGAUGUUUUCACUCCAGAAUGCAAAUUUAAGGAAUCUGUGUUUGAAAACUACUAUGUGAUCUAUUCUUCCACACUGUACCGUCAGCAAGAAUCAGGCCGAGCUUGGUUUUUGGGACUCAAUAAGGAAGGUCAGAUUAUGAAGGGGAACAGAGUGAAGAAAACCAAGCCCUCAUCACAUUUUGUACCAAAACCUAUUGAAGUGUGUAUGUACAGAGAGCCAUCACUACAUGAAAUUGGAGAAAAACAAGGGCGUUCAAGGAAAAGUUCUGGAACACCGACCAUGAAUGGAGGCAAAGUUGUGAAUCAAGAUUCAACAUAGCUGAGAACUCUUCCCUUCGUCCCGCUGUCAUCCCUUCCCUUUCUCCCCCUGUCCUUUACCCAUUUCCUUCCAAUAAAUCCACCCAAGGAGAGGAAAAUAAAAUGGCAACCCAGGACCUAGUGGCUAAGAUUCUGCACUCAAAAUCUUCCUUUGUGUAGGUCAAGAAAAUUGAACCAAAGCUUGCCUGUUGCAAUGUGGUAGAAAAUGCACAUGCACAAAGAUUAGCACACCUAAAAGCAGAGGAAAAAAUAAAUCAAGACUCCACAAGCAUUAAAAUAAACUGUUGUUAUUAAUAGAGGACUAAUUGUAAUGAAGACAUAAAUAUAAUAAAGAUGAAAUAAAGUUAUUACCUUAAAGAAAAGGGUUUUGGAGAAUUGAACUUACAAAUCGAUGUAAUAUCCUAAAUGGCUUAAACUAUGGAUAAUGCUGUGAUGUGUGUUUUGAAUUUGUAUUUUCUUUGGGCAUUUGGAAUUGACACAAAAUUGCAGUCUGUUUCCAGGAUUUUUACCAUAAUAUUGAACAUGUAUGAAGUACAGAUUCUUCUAGUGCCUAUAAGGUAUAUAGCCAGGGAUCAUUUAACAUCAAGAAAAAUUUUAUUUUAAAAUUUUAUUCCUGAAAUCAAUAUUUAAGACUGUUUUAUGCAAAGGAUAGUCAUAUGUUGAAUUUAGUGCUAUUAGCUGAUUUCAUUCCUUCCUAACAAGAGUUUCAGAUUCUCCUAGAAGAAUAUCAUAUUUUUUUCAAAAGUAUUAAUUCAGGAGCUCAUUUUUUUUUUUUUUCUUUUAGUCACUUAGAAAAAAAAUUCCUUGUUCUAAGAUUGAAGUAACUUUUAGGAAAUUCUUUGUUAUUGCCAUGCCUUGGCAGUGAUAUGUAAGUUAUGUGGUUUUACCAUUUGAUCUGAUUUUUUGUUUUUUUACUUUGUGGACACCUUUUAGAGUAUAGGUAAAUGUCUAGCUGUCUUAGAAGAGAGUUUUAUACCAUUUCUUGCAGCAGAAAGGAAGGAAAAGGUGUUUUACAUAAGGAAAUAAAUCUUAAUAAGUUGGUGCAAGCAAGCUGUAUCUAUAUUUGCCUUUGUACCUUACUAAGUUUUCUGUAUGUAGCAUUUUCCAAACUUCACCAAGGAAUUGGGAGGCAUGGCUGUGAAAUUCUUAACUUACUAUCUUAUGAAGCCAGUAAAUUGUUUGUUGCUAGAUAGCCUCAUUUAUAAAUCUAUUUGAAAAUAAGUCUGUCUCCUAGAACACAGAAGGAAAUUGUUAUACCCUGGAUUUUCAAGGGGCGUUGAGAAAUAAUACUAAAUUAACAGCCAUGGUUCCGACAGAGGCUCCUGUUGUCUCACACAACAGGGUUUUGUGAGUGAGUGGCUUAAAGUAAUAAAAAAAAAAAAGAGUGUAAGCCUAGGCAAAUGCAGAGUUAGGAACACUGAAAUGUUAAAGAAGAAAUGAAUACAAUUGCCUUGGGAAAAAAAUAAAUCUUGGUCCUACAAAUCAGGAAUGGUGUAGAGACAUCCAAAACAAAACAAAACAGAAUAUUAAAAAAUAUAUGCAGAUUUAUGGAUGUUACCAAUGAGAAGACUUAGCAUGUUACUUCUCCUAUAGCUCUUCCGUCCAGCAUGUAUUGUUCCAAAUACUCCCUAAAAUAUACACUUUGCAGAAACUCUAGGCCCUCACUUUAAUGACCUUGUCAUUGGUUGCUGUAUUCUUUCAAAGUCACUGUAAUUUCCCUCACUCCACAUGAUCAUUAGUGGUCGGUGUCCUUCACCAAGUAUUCUAUUUCUCUUAUCAGGAGGUGAGCAGAAAAUGAAAUGAAGGAAUUCGUCUAAUCAGUUGCAAAGAAUGAAAGUUAUGCAUCUUGGCAAGGAUUUUGAACACACAUCUGCAAGGGCUAUUUGUUUAAUCAAAAUAUUUGGAAAGUAAGAAAUAAAGACAUUUAAACUAAAGAAAAGAAUGUUAUUCUUCUAGGAAAAGAAUGCCCUUGUAAAAAGAAAUACAACUCGAGUUCUAUUUCUCCUUGUCACUCUUGAUUCAACUUGAUUAUAAAUGCACCUGUCACUUCCAGGACCAAUCAAAUUAUAAGCACAAAGCCUUAUUUAUUUAUUUAGGAAAAAAUAAAAAGGAAACUUCUACAAAAUGGCUCCCAGGCUCAUUUAGCAUAAAAUGACUUGAACUUUUUGGUCAUACACACAAUCCACACAUAUACACACAUCACAAGCUCACAAGUGACACAGUUGACAGUUUCACAAAGUGUUUUCAAUUAUACUGAUGAUUUCAUGACAGAAUAUAUCUCAUCUAGUUCAAUAUUAUGGAAAAUAUGAUAAAGAUAUGAAUCUCCAACAAAAUUCUUCCCUUUAUUUACAAUGGCUGUUUAUCAUUUUUACAUCUAGAUGCACAUCUUCCCCCUUUCUGAAAGCACUGAAGAAAGUUCUAACUACCCAAUUUGUAUUUUGCGUUUCUCCAUAUCAUUUAAGCAAAUGUUCACCAUGGUGAAACAUUUGGAAAUUGGCUUUGUUAAGUUAUACUUAAUUUCAGAAAAUAAAUUGUUGGAAAUCUCAAGCUCUUUAACAGAUUAACCUGACAAAAGCUAUGGUUUAGAGCACAGGGUGAGCUUUUGCCUAACCGCUGCUUAUUUUCUAAGUACAUAAAGCCUUUAAUAGAAGAAUUCAGUAUUCACUAUCUAGGUUUUUAAAAUAUUGUCAGAUAUGUACAUAUUAUUAUUCUAUUUCCUCCAAAAAUAUGAGCCAUUUUAAAGAGUUUGCUUUUCAGGUUUAUGCACAAUAUUUAUCUUAAUUUUCAUCAUCCAAUUUCUGGGUCUCAAUUUACCCAUUACUUAUUCUCCUAUAAGUAAACUAUUUUUUUUUUUCUUAAAUGCAUUGGGAUAGUCUCAGCAAAAUUAUGACUUUCAGUAAAGCUUUGCAAUUGACUAUGUAAAUAUAAGGUAAAAUAUGCUUAUUCUAAGAGUCCUUAUUGUAUUGAUAACAUGUUUCAAAAUCAGUGGGCUUAAGAAUGAAAACAAAACUUUUGAGAAUCUCACAAAGUAGUUUUCUGGCCAGUAUACCUUACUAAUGAUUAAGCUAGAAGUCUGAGCUAUAGAAACAAAAUGGUGCUGAAGUUCCAUUGGCUAACUGAGAGAUUUUGUACUUCAGGAAACUGGAGGACAGCAAGUCAGCUUAUCCUUGAUCAUGGUAAGAGUUUGAGUUUUGAAUUUUGCAUAUGAAUUUCAUAGCACCUUUUCAGUUAUUAUGGAUUAGCACAAUAAAAAGACAUUAAUUUGACACAAAUGAUUGCUUUAUGGGCCUCAUUCUAAUCCAGAUAGCUGUUAGAAGAAUUGUUCUACUGAAGAAAAGGACAAUCCUGUUGAUAGGUAUUCUAUGUAGAUGAGUGGUUCUGCGGUACCACUACAAGAGAUGAGAGUAUUAAGACAAAAGUAAAGGAUGAAGAAUAUUACUGUGAGUUGAAAAGUCUGACAGUCCUAAUUUGGGACCAAUAAUUCCCUGGUGGAGAAGCAUGACUACAUCAACAGUAAUUUUUUUUCAACAUGACCCAGAAAUAACAAAUCUACGAUUCCACCUUCAAGGCUUCGUCUCUAAGGUCACGCUCCAAGAAGGUUUUCCAUCAUGUUGCUCAAUUUCAUCUGCACCAGGUGAAACACACUCCAGCAUAAAAAUCCCCUGUUUAUUUUAAUAUCAUAAAAGGCUGAGAUUCUUUCUCUGUCAUAAACCUGUAAAUAGCAUUUUAUAAAUCAGAAUCACCUUCAAAACAGUGAAUUGUUCUACAAAUAUAUAUGUGUAUAUAUACACAUGCUUCUGAAAUAAGGGUAUAUUCUAUAGAGUUUUUAUUUGAUUUGUGUUCUUUCGUCGUAGGUAAUUGCAGAUAAAGAGGUUUGAAUGCAAAACUUUAUAUAUAUAUGUAUAUAUACAUAUACUCAUAUAUAUAAGUGUAUAAGUUGCCACUUUAUAAUAAAAAAGAAACAGGUGGGAACAAUAAUCAAAGCACAUACUCCUUCAGAAUGCCAGUAAUUCUGAAUCCCUUCUUUGAUGCAGAAAUAGCUAUUUUUAUUUCUAAAACGGGAUUUUGAAGAGUUGUACUUCCUGAUACAGCUUCCCUGGUAAGUCAUAUUGUAUUGAAAAUUUAUAGUUGAGGGCAAGAAAAAAAGUGCUAAAUGCAGAUAUUCAUUUUUCUGGAAUUUUCCUGGAACCCAAGUUAAAAAUCAACAUUUAAAAUCGAAAUUAAGUGAAAAUAACUAAUGUUUGCAGAUGAUAUAUUGAGCUUCAGUAACAGAAGCGAAAAUAUGUUUAACACUAUUAUAAUAAAUUUAAAAUAAUACCAUAGUAGAAACUGCAUCAUUAGGCAUUUUAUUAGUUGGAAAAGAAUGAGUGGAUGUUUUUUGUCUUUGCUCUAAGCACAACCUAAAGACUGUGGCUUUAAUUUUUUCUUAAAGUUGUUCAAAAGUCCAAAAUAUACUCCCAUGAAUAGAGUGGGUUUUAGGCUCCAUUGCAAGGUUAAAUGUUAACAUCUUAAAGAAAUUAUUGAGACUGAAAUGUUUAAUAAACGCAUUGUAUGAGAAACCAAACAAAUUAAUGUUUUGUUUUUACAUUAAAGUACAGAUUACUCAAAUCAUUGUUUUUUUGAGAUCGAAUUUGUAAAAUGUUUAUACAUCACAA
Dama dama (fallow deer) is the source of this 5954-nucleotide messenger RNA. RefSeq names its product fibroblast growth factor 12 (gene FGF12). Gene Ontology annotation, biological process: positive regulation of cell population proliferation; cell differentiation; regulation of cell migration. The transcript is spliced from 6 exons. Bases 539 to 1300 code for a protein of 253 amino acids. Gene Ontology annotation, molecular function: growth factor activity; fibroblast growth factor receptor binding. The record is from RefSeq and is a predicted model, not a curated record. Gene Ontology annotation, cellular component: cytoplasm. Lineage: Eukaryota; Metazoa; Chordata; Mammalia; Artiodactyla; Cervidae.